AUGGUUCAAGAGAACCUUGUUGAAUACCUUGUGGUGGAUACCAUAGCGUUCAUUCAGAAUGCACCUUUGCAAGACAUCUCUAAUAACAUUGUAACCUGCCCAGAAGUAGUGGACGAAAUCAAGAACAAGAGACAGUUACGACGGCUAGUCGUUUUGCCUUACAAUUUGGUGGUUAAAGACGUGGAUCCAGAAAAUGUACACAUCAUCACGGAAUUCGCCAAGAAAACUGGGGACUAUCCCAGUCUUUCGGCAACAGACAUCAAAGUUAUGGCUCUCACAUAUCAGUUACACAAGGAACAUGUAGGUACAGAGGGCUUAAGGACAGAACCUGUAAUGCAAAAAGCUGUGGUUACUACAAAAAAUGAAACUGCUAAUAUUAAUCCAGAUGUAACAGGGUUCUUUAUUCCUGGUAAGACAACUGCUUCAACUGACGGAGCUGUAGAAAAUGAUGAGAAAACUGAAUGUGAAGACCAGGAAGAUGAGAAUGAAGUACAAUGGAGUGUUACAAUAGACAGAGUCGACCAAGUAGAAAUUGCAGAAAGUGAAGAAGAAAAUGAGUCUGAAGAAAAACUUGUAGAUCAAAAUGAAGAAGAAUAUUCUACAAGUGAAGAUACUGAAGAUGAUGAUGAUGAAGAUGGAGGAGGCUGGAUCACUCCUAGUAAUGUAAAAAAAGCAAAAAUGCAAGUAAACUCACUGUUCUUGCAGGAGCAACGUGCUGUUGUAGCAUGUAUGACCACAGACUUUGCAAUGCAGAAUGUUUUGAAGCAGAUGAACUUGAAUGUAUCUGCUUUGGACGGUAGACUGAUCAAGCACCUUCGUACCUACAUUUUAAGGUGUUAUGCGUGCUUCAAAACAACAAGUGUUAUGACCAAGAGGUUCUGUCCAAAGUGUGGCAAUGAUACAUUGAAGAAAGUUGCAGUAUCGCUGGGUGAAGAUGGAAAAUUGGUGAUCCACAUCAACUCAAAACGUCCCUUGAGUGGCAGAGGAAAGAAGUUCAGCCUGCCAAAAAUCAAGGGUGGUAAGCACCCAAAUAAUCCUGUUUUGGUCGAAGACCAACCUAUGCCUGAUAACAAGCCAUCAAGAUUGGCCAGGAUGAAGAAUAAUCCUCUGGAUGAUGAUUAUAUUGCCGGUUAUUCACCAUUUGUGAUGAGGGAUAUAAACUCAAAAUCUGCACAGUUAGGAAUCAGGCCUGGACAAGAGUUCAAGUAUUGGAUGAAGAAAAAUCCAAAUGAAGCAAAUAGAAGGAGGAGAAAAUAA
Messenger RNA from Acanthoscelides obtectus, 1257 nucleotides. The record is from the annotation of a GenBank genome assembly. Lineage: Eukaryota; Metazoa; Arthropoda; Insecta; Coleoptera; Chrysomelidae.